Molecule: messenger RNA, 5211 nt
Organism: Python bivittatus (Burmese python)
Lineage: Eukaryota; Metazoa; Chordata; Lepidosauria; Squamata; Pythonidae
Gene: GNA13
Product: G protein subunit alpha 13
Biological process (GO): adenylate cyclase-activating G protein-coupled receptor signaling pathway; Rho protein signal transduction
Cellular component (GO): cytoplasm; brush border membrane; heterotrimeric G-protein complex
Molecular function (GO): D5 dopamine receptor binding; guanyl nucleotide binding; GTPase activity
Source: RefSeq, a predicted model, not a curated record
GGCGCAGAGCGGUGCAGGGCCGCUACGGCCGCUCCCUGGCUGGCAGUACUCGCUAAGAUGGCGGAUUUCCUGCCGUCGCGGUCCCCGCUGUCGGGCUGCUUCCCCGGCUGUAUGCUGAACAGCAGCGAGGCCGAGCAGCAGCGGAAGUCUAAAGAGAUCGAUAAGUGCCUGUACCGCGAGAAAACCUACGUCAAGCGGCUCGUCAAGAUCCUUCUGCUGGGCGCGGGGGAAAGCGGCAAGAGUACGUUCCUCAAGCAGAUGCGCAUCAUUCACGGGCAGGACUGGGACCGGCCAGCCCGGGAGGAAUUCCGCGCCACCAUCUACAGCAACGUCAUCAGGGGUGUUAGAGUCCUUGUGGAUGCUCGUGAGAAACUUCAUAUUCCAUGGGGAAAUCCUGCUAAUCAAAAGAACGGUGACAAGAUGAUGGCCUUUGAUACCCGUUUAGAAGUGGUGAAAGGGAUGGUGCAAACCCAGACUUUUUUACAGUACCUUCCAACAGUAAGAGCUUUGUGGGCAGAUAGUGGUAUCCAGCAUGCUUAUGACAGACGCAGAGAAUUUCAGCUGGGGGAAUCUAUAAAAUACUUUCUGGACAACUUGGAUAAACUUGGAGACCCAGAUUACCUUCCCUCCCAGCAAGAUAUUCUGCUAGCACGAAGACCUACAAAAGGGAUACAUGAGUACGAUUUUGAGAUUAAAAAUGUUCCCUUCAAGAUGGUUGAUGUAGGUGGCCAGAGGUCAGAAAGAAAACGUUGGUUUGAGUGCUUUGAUAGUGUCACUUCAAUACUAUUCCUGGUUUCAUCAAGUGAGUUUGAUCAGGUACUUAUGGAAGACCGGCUAACAAAUCGCCUUACAGAAUCUUUGAACAUUUUUGAAACUAUAGUCAACAAUCGGGUUUUCAGCAAUGUGUCUAUUAUUCUCUUCCUAAACAAGACAGACUUGCUUGAGGAAAAAGUGCAAAAAGUGAGCAUCAAAGACUAUUUCCCAGAGUUUGAAGGGGAUCCCCACAACUUAACAGAUGUCCAAAAAUUCCUGGUGGAUUGUUUUCGUACCAAACGCCGGGACCAGCAACAGAAGCCCUUAUACCACCAUUUCACCACUGCUAUUAAUACAGAAAAUAUUCGUCUGGUAUUCCGUGAUGUCAAAGAUACCAUCCUUCAUGACAACCUCAAGCAGCUCAUGCUACAGUGAUGUUGAAAAGACUGAUUUGUGUUAAUAGUUUACAGCAGGAGUUUGAAAAGUAAACCUGGUCUUGUUAGACUUCACGAUGUGUGGGUAAAAGCUGCUGCUGUUCUUCUUAUUGCCAAUUUCUAUUAAAAUCAAAAUCCAGGCUUUAACCUCUUCCUCUUCAUUAUCUUGAAUCAGUUUUAACUUUUAAUAGACUUCAACUUUUUUUAAAGCUAACUCCAGGUUUUAAAUUAUUCUGUCUUUUUUCAGCUAAGAAGCCUGAACUAUUAACUUGUAGAUAUGUGCUCGAAAGAAAUUAUUUGGAAUCAUGCAAAGUUCUCUGAAGUGGUUGGAAUUUGAGAGAACUAUUGAAGAGUUUCCUUAGCUUAGGCAACUACCACCAAUUGUUGUAUAUGGUAAAUGGCUUUGCUCUGUCAAAUAAUUAACCUAUAUUUCAAGUUUACAAAUGCACUUCUGCUUCCAUGCCAAUAGAGAGUGCUUUCAGAUGGUACCAGAAAAGAAAAUAUUUUCUACUGAGUGUUUCAGUCAAAAUGAAUCACGCAUAGGAAUUAUUGGUCUUGAUUGGUUUUUGCUAGAUCAUGUAGUUUGACAAAAACCCAUGAUUUUACAGUUUGGGCCUCAGCUAACUUAAAUCAAAUAGCUGCUUCCUGCAGCUUUGAAAGUCCCUCUUAGUUGCCAUGAAUAAACCAUUGUCUGAGAACACUCUUUUUCAGUUAGUACAGAUAUUGUGAUUUGGAUAAAGGAGGAAGCCAAGCACAAGAUUUGUUUUUCCCAAACAGCAAUUCUGUUUAUAGAUGUCAAAUGUAACUUAUUAAAGAAUGCUAGCACACUGAGUACGUACAGCUGCAGUUGAAACAGUAGUGACCAUUAUAUUGGCCAAAAAAACUAAAACUGAAUUAAAGCAUAAAGCAGCUGAAUUAUAUCAGACAAAUGACACAUUUAAAAAAAAAGUGAAAUUAAAAAAUGAUUCUACCUUCUGGCUCAGUUGCACAUUUUGAAGACCUGGCUUUGCAAUGAAAUACUCAGUAAAAAUAAUAGUUUUGUUAGCUGAGAAUGUUGCUGACACUUUGGUAUUGGUUAAAAGCCUGUAUCACCUGUAAUUCUGAACAUCUUUAACUAUACAUUUUAUUCUAGGUUUUACCAUAUUAAGCUUUAAAGAGGGCAUUUACAAAAGGGAUUGACACUUGUGUUCUAAUGUUUUAAUGCAGUAAAAUUACUUGGAUGGUUAAGAAGAACAACGAUUAGCAGAUUAUUUCCCUUUUUUGUUUCAUUUGUUACACAGGCCAAAUUUAGUCAUUGCUAUUGCUCUAAAAAAAACCCCAACAACCAUUCUGUAAUCUUUGUAGAAGGAAGUCAAUUAACAAAGCUUCUGUAUUUUUGAAAAACAAUUCGGUUUUGCCGUUCAUUAGACUAAGGUAAUGUAAGUGUGUGUGUGUUUGUGCCAAUUAAAUGCUUUAACAGAAAUUGGCCUAGUCCAGUAACAGUAAAUGGUUAAUUGAUGCAGAACCUUAUAAUCUAAAGUGCCUCUUGUUUUUUUUUAACUUAUAGUGGCCUUACAGUGAAUACCAGUUUACCUGAUUGGGGGAAAAGGGCUUCAAAAUCAUAACAGACAAUGUAGUGCAAAUAAAUGAUCACUGCAUUUUUGCUAUGAAGUACAAAACCAACAUAAUUAGAACUUUCAGGAUUCUAAGGUGAAACAAAAUACAUGUGGGGUGGAGGGGAAUGCCAUUAUUUCCAUACUGGUGUUAUUUUAGAAUUCUACCAACACUGUUAUAAUGAGGGAACUGAAUGUUUUUUGCAAGAUGUUUUAAACAUAGACAGUACUUGUUUUAAUCACUUCUAUCUAGCAGUUAAAACCAACAGAAGUUGAUAUAUAAAAUUAACAAUGUAUAUGCAGAAAUGAAAUAUCAGUUUUACAAUACUGCUAACAGAGUACUGUUUAAAUGCAUUUUGCUUUAUACUACAGAAAGAUGACUUUUAGAGGACAGUGAGGAAAUUUGUUAAGGUAAUGCUUUAUUCUGGAAAUAAAAUUAAUCAUGCAACACAUUAACUUAAGUGAUCAUUAUAAAUCUCACUCAAUAUAUUCCAUGCACAUGGGCUCAAAUGUAUUCUAAGUAGCUGUAAGAGGCUGCAAUUUCAAUGACAAAAUAGGAGAUUUCUGGUAGUUUUACACAGAACUGUUUCUCUCUCCUAUUCUCCCAUCACACAUAUGUACAGAAUUUGGGAGUGGCAGAAUUGGUAGGAAAAGUAAUCUGGAGAGAGAGAACGUUAAAGAGUUCUUUCCCCAGGCAUUCUUCCCCUCAAUCUACCAUGGACUUGAUUUUUAAAAAAAAAUUAUGGGAAGGAUGAACUGUGUUGUGCCUAUUUUGGAUAAGUAUAAAAUGUUGUACCAAAGCCUUUGGAGAAAGGGAUUCUGAGUUGCAGUUGCAAUGGUUAUAUCACCAGCUCAUAAAGCCUGGGGAUCCUCUAAUUCAAUGCUGGAUUUUUUCUUUUUCCUCUUGUCCUGUUACUGUAAUGAGUUCAUGGGCUCUGAAUAUUGUUGGGUACAGACUUUAAUGCCCCCUUUGGGGUGUCUGGUACUUUUUGUAUCAUUCUUAAUGUAUUCUGUAGUCUGAAAUAAAUCAAAAAAGGAGUUAAAAAUAAUUCUUGCUAACAGGAGUGGCUUAGUUUUCCCAGAUACAAUUCUAGGUUGCCAGAGGCAUUCAUAGAAACACUUUUUACAAAUGUUUUUAAAAAUUUAUUUUAUUUGGUGUGAUAGUUUUUCAAAUUCAUGAGGACUUUUUAAAAAGUAUCUAAUUUUCUUUUGACUAAAGUGGUAUAAACUGAUUUUUUUAUUUUAGAUUUUCACAAAAUUCAAUAUUUUAAAAUCUAAAGUUAAAAGGAGAGGUAUUUAAGUGCUUGCAUGCUUAAUUUCCUUAAACUUUAACCAGGCCAUUUUAAAAAUAACCACAUAUUUAGCCUCGUGCCUUAUUUUGAGGAAACUCAAUAUAGAUAACCAUUCCUCAAGGCUUGAGAAAUCCUGUAUUUUCUCACUGUGAAAUAGGUGAAAAUACAAAAUGGAACAGUGCUCUUGCCUCAUUCCCAACUUCCUGUAAAGAUAACACCAAAGAGUAGUUUGAAUAUAGCCUUUGAGAAAAGAAAGGAGUUGGAAGGAUGGUCCUGAUGCUCUGAGACUAUAGUCUGGCAGAUGCUUUUCUCUCAAGUCAAAUUUGAUUCAGUUUUGGAUUGAACAGAACUGGACACUGUGUUUCUCCAGAUGUUGCUGAACUGCAACUGCAAUUAUCCUUCCUAACUGGCUACAUUAGCUUGCAUUGCUAAAAACUAAAAUUCAACAUCAGACAACCAUAUAUUGCCUGGUCCUACUUUAAAGGCUAAAUUUAAAUCAAGGUAACAAAUUUCUUAUUAAGCUGUUGGUUAGAUUUUGUGUGUGCUAUGGUCAUUUGUUCAAAAAGCAGUUGUUUAAGAACUACUGAUUGAUGGUACCACAACACAUACAGUAUUUUAAAAUCAGGUUUAAAAGGAUUAUGCAGCAUUGUAAUAGUGUCCUUUGCAGUUUUCUUUAUCUUAUACUUGAAAGCAGAUCAUUGCCAAUUAUUUAAAACUGCUUUCACAUUCUUCAACAGCAGCAACAGGUUAUGUUCUAUAAAGUUGUCUGUAAAACAUAUUUUGUAAUGGCCCUACAGAAUCUUCAAUGAAACCAUGAUAUGUAUUACUUUUGUAUAAAUGAGGGAUAUGUUUUGAGGCUAUGCAGUUUUGAAAUAUGUGUAUCUUUUGUAACUUUCUAGGGAAGAAGAGAAUCUACUACUUUGUAAAUUCACCCCACCCCUUUUUGUCCAUGGUUGGCAAUAAAUUAUUUUUAAAGAAGGUCUUCAAAUGUAUCAUUUAAAAUGGUUUGAUUACUAAAAGAUGAAAGCUUCAUUUAGUUGUACAUUACUCUCUACAUAAUUUGCAAGUGUUCAAGCCAUUAAUAUUGCCUUGUGUAAAGUAAAUUACUGACAGUAAAUAAACAAUAUACACCCUCGUGAA